This is a messenger RNA of Acanthopagrus latus (yellowfin seabream), 1186 nucleotides long. RefSeq names its product claudin 1 (gene cldn1). The transcript has 5 exons. Gene Ontology annotation, biological process: cell adhesion; bicellular tight junction assembly. The record is from RefSeq and is a predicted model, not a curated record. Gene Ontology annotation, molecular function: structural molecule activity. Bases 121 to 759 code for a protein of 212 amino acids. NCBI's taxonomy places the organism in Eukaryota, Metazoa, Chordata, Actinopteri, Spariformes, Sparidae. Gene Ontology annotation, cellular component: plasma membrane; bicellular tight junction.
AGCGUCACCUCCACCAGAUGUCGUCCUGCUCCUCCUGACAUCAGCCUGAGGCCAGCACAUUCCUGGAUCCUCCCUCUCCUCCCCUCUCCUCUGCUCUCCUCUCCUCUGGGGUUUUACCUGAUGAUGCACAGUGCAGGCAUACAGCUCCUCGGCUUCACGCUGGCCUUCCUGGGCGUCAUUGGCUCCAUUGCAUCCACGGUCAUGGUGGAAUGGAAGGCUUCGUCUUACGCGGGAGACAACAUCAUCACAGCUCAGGCGAUGUAUGAGGGGCUGUGGAAGUCCUGUGUAUCCCAGAGCACUGGUCAGAUUCAGUGUAAAGUGUAUGAUUCCCUCCUCCAGCUGCCAGGGAUUGUGCUGGGCACACGAGGGCUGAUGCUGUGCGCCAUCUUGCUGGGCAUCAUCUCUAUGAUGGUGGAGAUGGUGGGCAUGAGGUGCACCACCUGUAUGUCAGAAGCACCGGCGCAAAAGGACAAAGUGGCUCUCGCUGGAGGUGUUAUCUUCAUUAUUGCAGGUCUGCUCGCUCUGGCGGGAACAUCUUGGUAUGGCCACAGAAUAGCGAAGGAUUUUUACAACCCAUUCACACCCACUAACUCCAGGUAUGAAUUCGGCAGUGCUCUGUAUGUUGGAUGGGGAGCUGCCAGUCUCAUCAUUAUAGGCGGGAGCUUCCUCUGCUGCAACUGCUCCACCGGCGGCUCAGGGAAACAGCCACGCUACCCAGCGUCCCGCUCUGCAGGCCCGCAGGGCAAGGAUUACGUCUAGGACAGUCACUCCCCACGUGGGAGGCCACUCAGCUCUCAGAUCUGUUCGAUGCAACAUGUAUAUCUGCAGGUGUUAUAUUUGGUGUGUGUUUAUAUUUAUCGGGAAAUACACCCCAUUCUUUUACAGGCCACAAUAAAAAAAAAAGGUUAGGGAUCCCUCAAAUAGGAUGUUAAAGAGAUGUACUAGAUCGAGAUACAUUAAUUAAAUAAAUAACACAUCGAAUGAAAAGUUAAUUUAAAUGCUAAGAAUGUUGUAAAACUUGACUUCACUCAGAAUAUGUUCAGAACAUCACAGGAGAUUUCUUUCUACGACAUAAUCUUCGGAUCAAAUCUUUUAUCAUUUCAUAUAAAUCGGCUCAGGGUGUUACUGUUUGACUUUUUUUUGUGUGGAAUCUAGCUAUUAUUCUUUUGUUUCAUGUAAAAUUAAA